Molecule: messenger RNA, 2081 nt
Organism: Vanessa tameamea
Lineage: Eukaryota; Metazoa; Arthropoda; Insecta; Lepidoptera; Nymphalidae
Product: protein phosphatase inhibitor 2-like
Exons: 3
Coding region: 122-604 (160 amino acids)
Biological process (GO): regulation of signal transduction
Molecular function (GO): protein phosphatase inhibitor activity
Source: RefSeq, a predicted model, not a curated record
UCAAAAUGGUAGAAUUAUAUAGAAUUAUAGAAUCAGUGGGUGAAUUUGUCAGUUGUAAAAAAUUGUUUUAAAAAUUGUGUUGUUUAGGAUUGUACCAAAAAUAAUGUUUAAUUAAAUAAAUAUGGCUCAAAAUUUGCAGAAGAAGCCCUCAAAGGGCAUAUUGAAAACAUCUAGGAGUAUUGACAAUCAGGAUGGGACGCCUUCAACUAGUAAACGAGCGAAGGAACAGAGAUUUGAUGAAUUGAAUAUAAUGGAGACAUUUCAUCCACCUAAUAAGGAUUACGGGCAUAUGAAAGUAGAUGAACCAAAAACGCCUUACUCCGAACCCAUAGAUGGUGACUUAGAGCCAGUCGAUGAGUUGGAUGCGAAUAUUUUGGCAGCUAAACUAGCAGCAAGUAUGAAUAAGCCCCCAAAAUGUGUAGAGGCAUGUGACAGUGACGAAGAAGAUGAAUCUGAGGAAGCACGGCAAAAACGGCUCGAGUUUGAAAAGAAGAGAAAAAUACAUUAUAACGAAUUUCAGGCCUUGCAGCUUGCACGGCAAUUAAUGGCCCAAGAGGAGGAGGAGGAGGAGGAUGAAGACAAAGCUGAAUCAACAGCCACUUGACUGCGUCAGCUGCUUCUAUAAAAUGAUAAUUUCCUUUUCAGGGUUCGAAUGUAUGACUUCCGGCUUAGCAGACAAUAUGAUGGGACAAAUUGUUAAUUAUUGCCCUAGGCAUCCAGUGUUCCUGUACGGCUGUAACAAAAUCUUGUUAAGUGCUUGCUAUUUUAUAGUUGAUUAUGAAUAUUUAUGAAGAUCAAGUCCACUAGUGUUUUAUCCUUUUAAAAAUCAUAUUUACUUUACCUCAUCAUUUGGUCAGAUAAGUAUGAUUGCUAUUGAUAUCCCAUAUUUUGUUUUGUUUUUAUUAGAAACUAGCUGUGUACCCCGGUUUUAGCCGCUUCAAAUCUUCCAAAUUGUAGUACUAAGUUUGAAAGAUUAGGGUCAUAUUGUGUCAAAACAACUAGACUAUAUAUAAUAUGUUUUUCAACUCGGUUUGGUAGUUCUUGAGGUUAGUAAGUUCAGUCAUACAAUCUCCAGUUAUAGUACAGAUUAUACUAGAAUAUAGAUUAUCCUAAAUAUUUAUAUCUAUUUGUAAAUAUGACAGUGUUCACUCAGGUUGGAUCUUGAUCUUCAUAUAAUUUCAUAGCAUAUUUUUUUACUAUUGUGUAUUGUAAUUGAGUUAAAUUAAAACUUUAAAUGGACGCUAAGCAUGAAUAAAAUAACAAAGAAAUCAUAAUAAAUUGGCAAUAACAGUAAUUUUGAAUAUUCAAGUUUUAACCGCGAUCAUAAUUUAUAUUGUUUUUUUUAUUGCCUUUUAGCUGUUCCAUCGAGUGACGAAAUCAUUAGGCAAACAAAACAUGAUCCCGGCUAAAACCCGAAUGGAAUUUAUAAUAUAGAAAUAUAGAGAUGUUUGAAGUAAUUUUUGUUUUUGUAAUGAAUUUUAAAAGUGAAAAUAUCAAAUCGUAAUGCAAUAAUUUAAUAUGUGCAUAAAUUAUAUACAAGAUGCAUCAGUCAUUGUGUUCAUACUUAGAGACUUGUAACAUAAUAUUGUUGAAGAAACUUAGUAUUGAUAUGCUCUUGCAUAGUGUUGAUUAUAUUCAUAAUUUAUCUGUAGUAACCUUGCUAUGAAGUAAUGGAUGUGGGAAGAAUAGAAUCGUCUCUUAGUCACCAUUCUCACGUUUACCUAAUGAAUACCGCGUAGUUGAGGUUAAUUCAUAUCGUUUUAUUUUAACAAUUGAAUGCCAUAAAUAUUUUUAUUACUUACAAAUAUUUGUCUAUGAUAUAACAAAGGAAAUAAAAAUUUAAUUCCUUCAACGUUUUAUAUUUAAAAAAUAAUUUCAAUUCCUUGCUCAGAUUAUUCACAUAGCAUUAAAGUUAGGCGAGAAGCUAAUUGUGUGCGUAAAAAAUUAUCUAAUCUGAGAAUUAAAAAAAUAUAUUGAUAAAAAAUUUCGAUUAAAAUCUAUAUUAAGUAGAAAGAACUAUAGUCUUAACACUAGAUACUUAUGAAUUCUAAUACAAUUUGUACAACAUUCAAUGAAGCGUA